Messenger RNA from Cucurbita moschata (crookneck pumpkin), 1460 nucleotides. RefSeq names its product cytoplasmic 60S subunit biogenesis factor REI1 homolog 1-like. The record is from RefSeq and is a predicted model, not a curated record. Lineage: Eukaryota; Viridiplantae; Streptophyta; Magnoliopsida; Cucurbitales; Cucurbitaceae. Gene Ontology annotation, biological process: ribosomal large subunit biogenesis. The transcript has 5 exons. Gene Ontology annotation, molecular function: zinc ion binding; nucleic acid binding. Gene Ontology annotation, cellular component: preribosome, large subunit precursor. The coding region runs from base 161 to 1339 and encodes 392 amino acids.
UUGCUUCUUUCUCUGCGACACCUUCUUCUUAUUUAUCUUCAAACCGCCUCUGAAUAUCGUUUUUCUUCUCCCUCUCUCAAUUGUUGGUUGAUUGUUUCGUUCUCAGAAUCGAUUGAAGUCGGAAUCAGAAUCGCGGAGAAGAAUUAGUGUCAGAGAGAAGAUGCCGGGGCUUACCUGCAAUGCCUGUAACAAAGAAUUUAUAGACACCGAGGAGCAAAAGCUUCACUACAAAUCCGAAUGGCAUCGGUACAAUCUCAAGCGCAAGGUGGCUAAUGUUCCUGGGGUUACAGAGGCAUUAUUCUUAGCUAGACAAUCUGCUGCUGCUGCACAAGAGAAUGCCAAAUCAGAGACCGCAAUGUCAUACUCUUGUGGCCUUUGUAGCAAAGCUUAUAGGAGUGCCCAGGCUCAUGCCCAACAUCUUAAAUCCAAGAGUCACAUCAUCCGAGCUUCACAAGGAACACAUGAUCAAGAAGUUGAAAAGCCAAUAAUUAAGCCCCUUCCUCAGAGAAUUUCUAAUAGGGUGCCCCAACAAAAUGAGGAAGAGAGUGAGGAGUGGGAAGAAGCUGAUUCUGACGAAGACAUGAUCGAUGAGAAUGACGAUGAGGGUGAAGACAAUGAUUCUGAUGCCAUUGAGGUGGACUUGGAUCCAUCGUGCUGCUUCAUGUGUGAUUUAGAGCAUGAUACCAUCGAUAGCUGCAUGGUUCACAUGCAUAAACAACAUGGAUUCUUUAUUCCUGAUGUUGAAUAUUUGAAGGAUCCGAAUGGCUUCCUUACAUACCUCGGUCUGAAGGUGAUGAGGGAUUUCAGGUGUCUGUACUGCAACGAUAAUCGUCUUCCUUUUAGCAGCUUGGAAGCUGUUAGGAAGCAUAUGGAAGCGAAAAGCCAUUGCAAAGUGCAUUAUGGCGAUGGAGACGAGAACGAAGAAGUAGAAUUGGAAGAAUUUUUUGACUACAGUAGCAGUUACGUGGAUGGAAGUGGCAACCAGCUAGUAGCAUCAGGGGAUGGGGCCAAUUCUGUUCAGCUUGGUAGUGGUGGAGCUGAGCUCAUCUUAGCUCAAAGAACUACCGAUCGGCAAUCGACCAAAACGCUUGGUUCCAGGCAAUUUAUACGUUAUUAUCGUCAAAAACCACGACCAUCUCCUGCAAAUGAUGCAGCCAUAACUGCUGCAUUGGCAGCAAGGUACAAGAGCAUGGGAUUGGCAACUGUCCAGUCGAGGGAGAGGACGAUCAGGAUGAAGGUGAUGAAAGAAAUUAAUCGAACUGGAUUGGAAGCCAUGCGUACCAAAGUCGGAUUGAAGAACAACGUAAUCCGAAACCUGCCUAAUAAUGUUACAUACUAGUGGUAUGUUAUUAGCCUUACAUUACAUUAUAAUUAAAAUGCCUAUGAUGAUACCAAGAACAAUCAGCUCUAACGCGGUGCUCGGCAGACCAUACAUUAUAAUUAUCUCUUUACGAUGUACA